CGCCCCGGAAGCAAGACAAGACCCCAUGUUUUGAGUUUAAUUCUGCGUCGACCGUGAGAUUCAAAUCGAUGGAAAAGAAGUUUCAAGUUGACUUCAUCCGCGUGUGAUGAGUUCCGCUUGUUUCGCGCGCUUAUGACGCUUUGUCGUCGAUUAAACGGGCCGGAAGAUCAUAAUACCGCCCACCUUAUCCUCAGCACAUCAUAUAUGACUUUGGGUAUACUCCAUAAGUGGCCAGCUAUUGGUUAGGAUAUAAAACAAUAAUCUUAGAAAGUGUAAAGACGAUAUCCCAUCAUCUUGUUUCCCCUAUCAAAAACCUUGAAUUCCAGUUUUCGUGUCAUCUUCUGUCCUUCACAACCUUCGCGACGCUUGUUGAGCUCGAGCGCUCAGUCUCCCCCACCCCGCAUCUCCCUCGCCCCACCAAUACACCUUGAUAAGAGACCCUUGCUUUGAACUACACCACUCGAAGACGUAUUUGGCCACAUACAUCUGACCUUCAAAACUCCCCGCUUUGAAGCACCUACCUCUACAUCUACACCAAACCAACAGAUCCAAAUUUCACAGCCACAAUGUCAUCCACCGCCAUAGUCUCCGGGGACGAGUCGCUUGAGCCCACCCUACAAAAUCUCCUAGACCAAAAGACACUUCGCUGGGUAUUCGUCGGCGGGAAAGGUGGUGUCGGCAAGACAACUACAUCAUGUUCGCUAGCGAUCCAGCUUGCCAAAGUCCGCAAGUCUGUACUGCUCAUAUCCACCGACCCGGCCCAUAACCUGAGUGAUGCCUUUGGUCAGAAGUUUGGAAAGGAAGCGAGACUGAUCGACGGCUUCGAUAAUUUGAGUGCUAUGGAAAUUGACCCUAAUGGAAGCAUACAAGAUCUCCUUGCUGCGGGGGGUGAUCAGGCAGAUGAUCCCAUGGGUGGAUUGGGGCUAGGUGGCAUGAUGCAGGAUUUGGCAUUUAGUAUACCUGGUGUUGACGAAGCCAUGUCGUUCGCCGAAGUCCUGAAACAAGUCAAAUCUCUCUCAUACGAAGUAAUCAUAUUCGACACCGCACCAACAGGUCAUACCCUCCGCUUCCUCCAAUUCCCUACUGUCCUUGAAAAGGCCCUCGGCAAGCUAUCUCAACUAUCUUCCCAAUUCGGCCCAAUGCUGAACUCCGUACUUGGAGCACGGGGCGGGCUCCCCGGUGGCCAAAACCUGGACGAGAUCCUCUCGAAGAUGGAAUCGCUACGAGAGACCAUAGGAGAAGUGAAUGCGCAAUUUAAAGAUGCCGACCUAACGACUUUCGUCUGCGUGUGCAUCGCGGAGUUCUUGUCCCUGUAUGAGACCGAGCGGAUGAUUCAAGAGCUUACAAGCUAUCAAAUCGAUACACACUGCAUCGUGGUCAACCAGCUGCUUUUCCCCGGUAAGGACAGCUCAUGCGAGCAGUGCAAGGCCAGACGGAAAAUGCAGAAGAAGUAUUUGAAUGAGAUUGAAGAGCUGUAUGAGGACUUUAAUGUCGUGCGGAUGCCCAUGUUGGUGGAGGAAGUUAGGGGGAAGGAGAAACUUGAGAAGUUUAGCAAUAUGCUUAUAAACCCAUACAUACCACCUCAAGAGUGAUUCAUUAAAUUUAUGAAACAAAUGACCAGAAUGAGCCUAGGUCUCAUGUAUUAAAAAAGAGAAAAAUAGAAAGAAUAUUUAACGAGAACAGCUUUUAUUUCCUUCUUCCAGUCCAUACACAUGUUCAAUCCCAUUCCUUCCUUAUCGUUGUAAUUGUGCCUGCACUUUCUAGUUCCCAUGCUUCUUUCGUCUUAUGAGGUAUAUAUCACAAUAUUAAGAUAUUAAGAUCCAUAAGCGAACCAACAGCUAUAUUCCAAAUGCAUCCACAAGCAGCCUAUAUUUUUUUUCUGAGACCAGAACGGCCUCUUCUCCUUAUCAGCCAAUUGCUCCAACUCACCCAAACUAACCUAUGCCACUAUUUAGAACCCCCCCCC
Molecule: messenger RNA, 1966 nt
Organism: Blastomyces dermatitidis ER-3
Lineage: Eukaryota; Fungi; Ascomycota; Eurotiomycetes; Onygenales; Ajellomycetaceae
Product: ATPase GET3
Exons: 4
Coding region: 567-1592 (341 amino acids)
Biological process (GO): post-translational protein targeting to endoplasmic reticulum membrane
Cellular component (GO): GET complex
Molecular function (GO): ATP hydrolysis activity; ATP binding
Source: RefSeq, a predicted model, not a curated record